Zootoca vivipara (common lizard) is the source of this 12279-nucleotide messenger RNA. RefSeq names its product myotubularin related protein 8 (gene MTMR8). NCBI's taxonomy places the organism in Eukaryota, Metazoa, Chordata, Lepidosauria, Squamata, Lacertidae. Gene Ontology annotation, biological process: phosphatidylinositol dephosphorylation. Gene Ontology annotation, molecular function: phosphatidylinositol-3,5-bisphosphate phosphatase activity; phosphatidylinositol-3-phosphate phosphatase activity. Gene Ontology annotation, cellular component: cytoplasm; nuclear envelope. The record is from RefSeq and is a predicted model, not a curated record.
UUCGGUGAAGAGACGGGGCUGAGGUUCUGAGGAAGAGGCCGGGGUUUUUUGUUUUCCUUUUUUGCGGCGCGGGCGGGGUACGUUCGGUCGAGGGCUCCGCCGCGAGGUAACCGGGGAGAGGUGCCCAGCUUUGGGGUGGGCCUCCCUCAGCCAUGGAGCACAUCACGACGCCCAAGGUAGAAAAUGUCAAGUUACUAGAUCGUUACACCAACAGAAAGCCAGCAAAUGGAACAUUGUACUUGACGGCAACCCAUUUAAUCUACGUAGAUGCUUCGGCUGAAGUUCGAAAGGAAACAUGGAUUCUCCACCACCAUAUUGCUAGUGUGGAGAAACUGCCUCUGACCGCAUCUGGCUGUCCACUGCUUAUUCACUGCAAGAAUUUCCGUGUUGCUCACUUUAUUAUUGGUCAUGAGCGGGACUGUCAUGAAGUCUACACUUCCCUGCUGAAACUUUCUCAACCAGUGAAACCGGAAGAGCUUUAUGCAUUCUCUUACAAUCCCAAAAUGCCCAAAGAGAACCGGGAGAUGGGCUGGAAGCUGAUAGAUGUCAAAAUAGACUACCAGCGCAUGGGGAUUCCAAAUGACUAUUGGGAAAUAACUGAUUUUAACAAAGACUAUGAGGUUUGCAGCACAUACUCUCCAGAUCUAGUGGUGCCUAAAGCAGCUACUAGGGCAAUGGUGCUGGGGAGCUCAAAGUUUCGAAGCCGAGGUCGGAUACCAGCACUUUCCUACUUCUACAAAGAGAAUAAUGCUGCAAUAUGUCGUUGUAGUCAGCCCUUGUCUGGGUUUAGUGCUCGUUGCCUAGAGGAUGAACAGCUGCUGCAAGCACUUAGGGAAGCCAACCCAGGAAGUCCGUUCAUGUAUGUUGUAGACACAAGGCCAAAGUUGAAUGCCAUGGCCAACCGAGCUGCUGGAAAGGGUUAUGAGAAUGUUGAUAACUACGACAACAUUCGUUUUAAAUUCAUUGGUAUCGAAAACAUCCAUGUAAUGAGGAGCAGCCUGCAGAAGCUACUGGAAGUGUGUGAAACGAAAUCUCCUUCAAUGAGUGAUUUCCUUACUGGCUUAGAGAACUCUGGCUGGUUACGGCACAUUAAAGCUGUAAUGGAUGCUGGUGUCUUUCUUGCUAAGGCAGUGAAAGAUGAAGGUACCACCGUCCUAGUGCACUGCUCUGAUGGCUGGGAUCGCACUGCCCAGGUCUGCUCAGUGGCCAGCCUCCUCUUGGACCCCUUUUAUCGGACCUUUAAGGGAUUUAUGGUCCUGAUAGAAAAGGAAUGGAUUGCAAUGGGCCACAAGUUCUCACACAGGUGUGGCCAUCUAGAAGGGGACCCCAAGGAAGUGUCUCCUGUCUUCACCCAGUUCAUUGAAUGUACCUGGCAGCUCAUGCAACAGUUUCCUUGUGCGUUCGAUUUUAAUGAGAGGUGUCUUCUUGAAAUUCACGAUCACGUCUAUUCCUGCCAGUUCGGCAAUUUCCUGGGGACCUGUCACAAGGACCGGGAAGAUAUGAAAAUCCUUGAGAAGACUCAUUCCCUGUGGCCUUUCCUUCUCCAGAAGAAGCAGGAGUUCAGAAACCCACUCUAUAAGGGAUUUGCAGCUUACAAGGAACUCCGGCCGAACACACUGCCAUUUAGUUUUCAGUUCUGGUGUGGCAUGUAUAACCGCUUUGACAAAGGAAUGCACCCAAAACAGUGUGUAUUGGAUCAUCUUCUUGGCUGCAACAGCCAGAAAGUGGAGCUGGAGGGUGUUGCUACUGACUUGGAAAAUAAAUUGCCUCUCUUAGAGGGACCGCUGCCAGAUGAGGUUUCCAUCUUAUCCAAAAUGGUUACUGCAUCAACUGUCUGUUCCAAGUCCCCAAUGCUCAACACACCUCAGGACUAUGAGGACGAGCCUCCUGCCCUGUUGGCUAAUGGCAUCCUGGCAAGGGAGGAGGGAGAUGAACCGGAUCAGCAGCUGAAGAGCCAAGAGGUUCGUGUUAAUACCCAUGACAUUCCAGGUGGUGACAGCAGCAGCAGCAGCAGCAGCAGCAGCAGCAGCAGCACCAGCAGCAGCAGCACCAGCAGCAGCAGCACCAGCACCCAUGGGACCAUCCCACCUGAGGCUCGAGCAAGAAAUCUCCAUUGAACUGAUCUUUGCAUCUGCCCUGAACCAUAGAAAAUUGGCAAUAAAGCAUGCAAGACCUGUGACCCGGUGCUGGGAGAGCCACCUCACUCACGUAUGGCUAAGUGUUGUGUUAUGUAUUUUGGAAGCAAGGGAGGAGGCUGCUGUUCAAAGGCUUUCAAGAGCAACCCAUGGGGUUGCAUGGGGCUGGCUUUUGGGCUGCCACAAAUAGUUUCUGGGCAUAUCUUCCAGAACAGCCACACAUAUUCCUUUUUUCUGGUGCAAGUUCAAAUGGCUUCUGAGGCAGGUCGCCCUUUCCAAGAUGAGGAAGUUUUUUAAAGCCACAAGGUUUCAGAUACAUGGAUUUAAAAGCAUUGUGAGCUACUAGUGAAUGGUAGAAAAUGCCAGUCCAUGUUAGAGAGGCUUUCCUUGGCUGGCUUCUGACACCUUGCAUGGGAAUUCUAUUCAGUGGCAACAUUGGGUUAAUAUUUGCUAGCCCCUGCACAUAUUUUUGUAAGCAGUUGUGCCUUUUUUGUUCUUUUUCUUUUUCUAACUAGAGAUUACUGUCAUGUCCAACCAUUAGCAAUGUGGUGUUUUAUUACUGUGAUAUGUGGCUGUAAUGUGCAAGUAUGCGACCUUUUUUAUUGAUACCUUUUUUAAAACGCAAAACAACAUGUUUUGAACCAGUCUUGCUGAUAGUUUAUAUCUUUAUCAAUGUUAAUGAGCUUGAAUAAUAUUGUGGCAUUUAGAUGAAGUGGCGAUAGACUAUGGUCAAAGGUCUUAAAGCAUCUACAGAAGUCUUGGCUGCUCAGUAACAUGCCAUUUAGCUUCCACUGAUUCCUGGAGGUCUAGUCCAAGCAUUGUCUGGGUUACUGUGCAUCUUUGCUGGUAUAAGAGUGGGUGCACAGACUCUCCACUCCACCCCACAUACAGUAUUACAUGUGCACAGAAACCCAGUUAGAUAAGACAACAACAUUCUCAAUCUUCCUGGUUUUCAGGAUAAUGAAUCACAUGAAUUCAUUAACCUUGUGGAACACCUGGUUCAUGCAUGUAGGAAGGAGGGCAGCACACCUAUUAUUCUACCAUGGGAAGCCUCUUGUCAGCUUCCUAAAUAUCUGAGCUGGGCCAAAGUGUGAUUACUGUGACAUAUUUGAGACAAAAUAGGACCAAGUUUCCCCAUUUCACAUCUCCGAAUUGCCUUGUGUGAUUUGUUAUUGAUCUCCCAGAGUGAAGGAUUUGGAAAUCCUUCCAAUUCCACCAUAUAUAGCGCUUCCAAUUCCACCAUUAUUGAAAUAGACGCACAAGAUUUGUGCUGUUUUAUGCUUGUUAGUGGCACACUCCUUGUUUGAGUAAGUGAACUGCCACCAUGCUAUAGAUCAGGGCUGGGAUACCUUGGCCUUCCAGAUGUUUCAUCCCAAUGCCCAUCAUCUCUGGCCAUUCUAUGUGUUUGUUGGAACAGAUGAGAGGCAGUUGUAUUCUAGCAACAAUUGGAGUGUCACGGAUUCCCUAUCUUUCUUUUAAUACAUUCCUUAUUGGGUAAAAUAGUGGUACUUAGGCUUGGAGAUUCCUGCUGACUUAACGAGAGGAAGAACAGUUUGCACUUGCAAAAUACAAAUUUUUCCACAAAGCACUAACAUACAGUGUAGCAUCCUACAUUUGUUUUUUACUCCCCACCCCACUGUUGUGUAUUUGCAGGCUUGGCAACAGGAGUAGAUCAAAGUGAAGCACUGCUCUUUGGAAUCUUCUGCACUUAUCCAGGGAAAUGGGAUUCCAGGCACUAAAACACGGUAUCCUAUUAUGAUAGGGGGGGGGGAGUCUCUUCAUAGGUUAGUCACAGUUCCUGACUUGCCAUUAGCAGUUGAUUUCAGGACUGUGUUUUAUAGAAUACAUUUUGAAAUAUUGUAUAGUUAUCCAGUCUUUAUGACCAGCCUGGCAUUUUCUCAGCAUGUAAUAUUGCCAGAAUGGCAUAUGCUUUGCCAGGACACUCAGCUCUGGUAUUCUAAUAAAGGUGCUUCUUAAGAAUCUCUGUCUGGUUAGACAAGAACAUUUCGCCUCACUUCCUCUUAGCCUUGCUGAUCAGAAAUCCAUUAACAAUAUGCUGCUCGAGAAGAUGCAAGCCUAUGCUAUGCAUAUUUAUUUAUCUUGCUUGUUUGCUUUUUGGCCUGCUGGUCUUUUUUUAAAACACACACACAUACACACACACACACACACACACAAAACCUUCAUUUUCAGAAUAUAGAAAAGGGAAGAAAAGUCAGGACUUGAAACCCUAAUUAAGCACCAGGUCCUGAUGAAGAGAGCAGAAACAGUAUACAUACAUAACAAUAAGCAAGCAAAUGUGUGACCAGAUAUAUUGAUGCUAAUCCAUAGGCACUAAAAGUCACACAGGUUGUAGUUUCUUUCCUGUAAAGCAGGUGUGCCAAAACAUUCUCAGCCCACAGGCAACAUUCCUUCCUGGAGAACCUUCCAAGAGCCACAUAUUGGUGGUAAAUGAAGCCAGAGCCUAAAGUGGGCAGAUGUAAGGAUGUGGCUCUCAGUAGGCCACAUUCCAGGAGCACAAAAGUUGGAUGUUACUACAGCUACCCAUCCAGGCAAGCAAGAGUCAUAAUUAUCAUUCAAGCACAGAUUCCAGCUACGCAAAGACACUCAAGCGUGUUAGUGAGUAGCAUGGCUUGAAGAGUGGGGGGUGGCCUCAUGUUGUGGGGCAGCAUAGUGAGAGUCCCAAGCAGAGGGAAAGACCUGGAGGGCCACAUCUGGCCUCUUGGGCCUGAGGUUCCCCACCCCUGCUGUAUAGAUAAAUUAAGUCCUUUGUUACACUGUUUUUAAAAGGAAGGCAACUUUUUAAAAUAUGGAUUAUGUAGGAGUAAGACAUUCCAGUCAAAGGUGAGAAAAUGUUAAACUAUGCAUUCAAAUGUACCUCUGUAAUAAACACCUAUCUUCUAAUACUAGUACAGUGGAACCUCGGUUUAUGAACACCUCGGUUUAUGAAUUUUCGGUUUAUGAACGCCACGGACCCAUCUGGAACGGAUUAAUUCACUUUCCAUUACUUUUAAUGGGAAAGUUCGCUUCAGUUUAUGAACGCUUCAGUUUAUGAACACACUUCCGGAACCAAUUACACCCAUGUUUCAGUUUAUGAACGCUUCAGUUUAAGUACUUCGCGGACCCGUCUGGAACGGAUUAAUCCACUUUCCAUUACUUUCAAUGGAAAAGUUCGCUUCAGUUUAUGAACGGUUACUCCGCGGACCGUCUGGAACGGAUUAAUCCACUUUCCAUUACUUUCAAUGGGAAAGUUCGCUUCAGUUUAUGAACGCUUCAGUUUAUGAACAGACUUCCGGAACCAAUUGUGUUCAUAAACCGAGGUACCACUGUAUAUAGCAUUUGCUAAGUGAUUCCGUCUAAAUUUCAGUAUUAACAUUGUUCAUUGUAUUCCAAAAUGAGAUUGCCUUUUCCUGGGGUAAAAGCACCUGUUAUCUGACCAGUGUGAUUUGAAUGGAAAACAGCAUUAGAAUCAUAGAAUUGUAGAGGUGGAAGGGACCAUGGGGGUCAUCUAGUCCAACCUCCUGCAAUGCAGGAAUCUUUUGCCCAACGUGGGGCUCGAACACACAACUCUGAGAUCUCAUGCUCUACCGUCUGAGCUAUCUCCUAGUAACUAAAUUCAGUCUUCUGCAAGCUUUGAAGCUCUGUUUUAUGUCUCUGGAGAAAGUUCUGAAAGCACCUGAAUCUUUGCCUGGUUGCCGAGAUUUUGGAUUCUUGCCAUUAAGACUCAGUCAUAAAUUUCAUUGUCUCAGUCUUUUAUCACUAUUGACGCAUCUUCAUUCUGUGCUAGCCUGAAGUGAUCACAUUUUCUUCCGUAUCUAGAAUCCAUUUAUUCAAGAAGAUCACCUGUUGCUGUCUUUUUCCUUGGGGGACACCUCUUAAAAUAUAUUUUUCCUUCCUUGAAUAUCUAGUUCCUUCAUUUUGUUAAACACAAUCCCAUCCAAUCUAAUAAACUUUACCAGCCUUGUAGUUUUGAUCUCUAAACCUUUCUAGCCUUUCAUCUAGUAUUAAAGUUCCUUUCCUCAUGUAGAUUGAUAGAAAACUCUAAUUUUAGUUCUUGGUAAAGAAGAGGGUAAUCUUUCAAAUAGGGAUGCUUACAAAAUUCUCCCCAUCUGAAUUUCUUAUAAAUCAACGUGGAGGGGAUCCGCAUUACUUCAUAUUACCUUAAACUUGCUGAAGUGGCUCUAAUGUAACAUUAGUCCAAAAAAAUUCAGUUCCUAGGUGUUUUGUUUAGUAUCUUAUGAAACUCAUCAGUUUUCAGUUUGCUUCCAUCCUCCCCAUUACAGAUACAUUCACCAGAGCCUAGUACAUAAAUUGAUUAAGCUGUGGGGAUCCUGAUAUGUAGAUCAGGGACGAUCAAUCUGUGGCUCUUGGACUAAUUUCUUGCAUGUGUUGAGGAGAGGUAAACAGAGGAAGCUGCCUUAUACCAAGUCAGACCCUUGACCCAUCUAGCUCAGCAUUGCCCACACUGACUGGCAGCAGCUGUCCAGGAUUUUAGACAGUCUCUUUUCAGCCCUUCUUGGAGAUGCUACUGGAGAUUGAACUUGAGACCUUAUGCAUGCAAAGCAUAUGCUCUACCACUGAGCUGCAGCCUCUUCUGGAGUGGGAUGGAAUGACAGGGGGGACCUGUUCACUUUGAGUUCUGGCCCCACUCACCACCAUCUGGAAGCAAAUACAGUCCUUAAAAGAAAAGGCUUUCCCCAUCACUAUGGUAGGUUUAGAUCCUUUUUUCUGACUGUGAUUUAAUAAAUCUGGUGUGUGCACUAGUCACAUGGAAGUAGGAGAAAUAUGUGAAUUAAGAACUGCAGUGCCUGCUAUAUGUUUUACAGUCCUUGCCCAAUCUAGAAAGUCAUGCAUGACCCAGUAAAUCCAUGGAAUAAAAUUGGGGUGUGGGGAGGGAACUAGCCAUCCCUAACUUUUAAGAUGUUUAAGUUGUGCCAUGAAAUGUACCAUUUGGGGUGGAGGAAGGCAGGGAAGGAUAAUCCAUAACAAACUAGAAUGGAAAUAAUAAGAGUUAUUUCAUGUUUGUACGCAAGUAAGCUUAUAUUUUGUCAGACUCAGUUAUAGAGUGUUUUGUAAGAACUGAAAUGUUCCCUUUAUGUUGGAAACAGAUUCUGGUAGCAUUUACCUCUCAUUAUAUUCAAAGAUCAAUUCGCUCUCUCCCUUUUCCUUCAGACUUCGUCAGAGGAGAUAGCCAAGCAUUCCUUGCUGAUGUGAAGUAGUUUGUUAAUAAACUGAUCUUAUUGCAUAUGUUUUCUCUCUAUAGAUAGAUAUAAUUAAAACAAAAUAUGAUACCUAAUUGUUCAAAGUGGUUUAAGCAAAAAGGGGUUGUGGUAAAAUGGCAAAUGCAGUUCCGUGUAAGCAAGGGUCAGGUUAUGUCAGGGGUCUCCAAACUUACUGGGCUUCGGGCCGGUGCCUGCAGUGUCGAUCGCAUGGCGGGCUGGAGGGCGCGGGAGCGCAUGCCCAUAAGCGUGUGCCCAUGCUAUUUCCGGUGCACUUCCAGGUUGCAGGAGCACUGGAAAUAGCUUGUGUGCAUGCGCACGGGCAUCCUCCAUCCCAGAAGUGUGCCGGAAAUGACACUUGUGCAUGUGCACAAGCUAUUUCCAGUGCUCUUGCGACCCGGAAGUGGGCAGCCAUGCCACGCCGCUAAGAGCAGGCAGAGGGGGUCGCCGUGGGCCAGAUAAACAAGCCCUUUGGGCCGGAGUCUGGGGAUCCCUGGGUUAUGUACACUGGGGCAAAAAUUAAUUAAUUAAUUUCACAUAUAUAUGCUCAUGGGGGAUGAACUAGUGGUGAGUGACCAGGAAUAAGACCUUGGGGUUAUAGUGGAUAUUUUAAUGAAAAUGUUACCCAGUGUGUGCCAGCUGUGAAAAAAGUGAAUCCCAUGGUAAAAUAAAACUGCCAAUAUCAUAAUGUAAACAAUGCAAAUCUAUGAUGCAGCCACCCUUGGAAUACUUUCUUCAAAAAAGAUUUUUCGUGGAAGAGGUUCAGAAAGGAGCAUCUAAAAUUAUCGAGGGGGUUGAGCAGCUCCCCUAUGAGGAUAAGUUACAACAUUUAGUUUGGAGAAAAAGCAAGUAAGAUUUUGUGGCAUGGAGAAAGUAGAGAAAAGUUUUUUGUCCCUCAAUACUAGAACUCAGGGACAUCCAAUGCUGUAAGAAUCAGGACAGAUGAAAGAACGUAUUUCUCCACCCAGCAAAUAGUUAAAAUGUGGAAAUUAUUCCCACAAGAAGUAGUGAUGAACAGUAACUUGGAUGGCUUUAAAAAAGGAUUAGACAAAUUAAGGAGGAUAAAGUUAUCGCUAUCUGUUAGCCAAUAUGGUUAUGUUCUAUCUCCACUAGAUGCUGGGAAGCUUCUCUUGUGCUUGGAUCCUGCUUGUGGGUUUUCCUUAGGCAUUGUUGGCACUUGAAAAACAGAAUGCUGAACUAGAUGUGCUUUGGGGUGAUCCAGCAAGCUCUUCUUAUAUUGAACUUGUCGUGCAGCGAAGUCAAAAUGCAGAGUCAAAAUUCACAGUAAAAAAGAAAAAACGUUUACUGAGGUAAACAGACUUCUUUACAAACACUGUACAAACAAUAAUGGAAGAGAACAAAGUAAAAAGAAGUAAAGCGCACACUGAACCCAUGUAUUUAUCCUUCCUGGCUCCUUGUGACUUCCUGUAAUUGAAACUAUAAGGAAAUGGGUCAGUGAGAGUCAGCUAGAAGAAUGAAUCUGCACUUUUCAGCCUUUUCCAACACUUUACUGCUUCUGCUCUCAAAGACCUUUGUCACAUGACAGAACUUUCCAUCUCAUGCCUUGCUCAUGUUGUUGUCCAAGAGAUGUGCAUAUCUGAAAGACUAUCUUUUCAUGUGGACAGAUGUACAUAUUCUGGAAGUAAGCUAUAUCUCUUCACAUAUAUGUCUGUACCAUCUGUGGACUGGUUCAGUUAAGAGAUGCAAGUAAUUCUUAUGCAGGCAAGCUCUGAGAUGAGGCUUCUUUUAUUAUGAGCAGUACACUUUCUACUUAAAGUUUGUGUGUAAGAUCUGUAUGCUAAAGCUCUACACACACCUGAAUGUACCAGGUCACAUGCACUGACGUGUAGUGCAUUGCUGGCAAAGGGAGAUUAUUUCACCAGACUGCAUCAUGUAGCUCUUCUCUCCAGCAUUUGGGUCUUUUUUGACUUAUGAACAACAUUUUCCAUGUCAAGAACAGAAAUACUGUUGAAAAUGCUGUAGCACAUCUUGGACCUCCUAUAUCAGAUAUAAUUGGCUUCCCACUGUGGCACCAACCAGAGUCUAGUUCUCUUAAAGCUCUUACCUGCUGCUAAAAAUAGUGGUUAGGGAUGAAUGGGAAGUGGGACGUCUGAAAAUGUCUGCCUAAGUCUAUCCAUGAAUAGGUUUAAUGAGACUCCUUUUCUCAAUGGAUGUGGAGCGAUUUACCUGAUCACACCCACUGGUCUUCUCUAAGGGUCUGUCUUUUCUGAUCCCCCUUGCAUCAAUGUUGCCUCUGGUCUUUAUUUGACUCCCUUGUGUUUCCUUCUGCUCGGUAUGCCACCACAAUUAGGAAACAAUGCCAAAGGGGGGGACCAGUCCCAGGUGUUUCCAUUACACCUGUCAUGGACAUUAUAAGGAAAAGGCACGGCCUCUCCUCGUUCCCGCUCAAAACACAAUAGCAGAUGCUCUUCCUUGAAAGGGUGGAAUAGUUCUUUAGAGAGGCAGAAUUAACAGUACAGACCCAGGGACCAGCAUAGAAUUAUAGUAGGAUCAGAGCUCUGAGAAAGUGACAGUAAUUGGCAGGACUCAUUGGGCUAGAAGCAGGCAGUCUGAGUUCAAAGAGUCCAAGAUCAGGGCAAGAGGUUCAGAAAUGCACAGAAGCCAAAGAGUUCUCAUAACCAACUGCCAAGCUUUUAAAGGCGGGGUUUGCUUAUUCAUGAGAUUCCUGUGCCUUGUGUGAAUGUUGAACUUGCAGACAUGCACUGCAUCGGUGAAGGUAGGGUGUCUUCCCACCUGCAGAGCUGCCAUGAGGUCCUGAAUGACAAGGCUGCACCCUUCAUUUCUGGAUCCUUCACCACCACCACCCCAAGUAGUUGGCUGAUGCCCUCCCCAGACUACACUGAUACUGACUCCUCUAUGGAAGGGAUGGGGCAAGCCAGGAUCCCCACCAGGGUUGCCGGAUUCUGGGAACCUGCCUCCUCCAGUCUCUGUUCCAUCGACACAGCUCCCACUAUCCCUUUCUCAUCACCUUCCUUGUUCUCCACAACUUUCCAACCCUAAGUCUGACAGAGUCUCAGGACUCACAAUAUAGCUACUGCUGCCCCAGUCUUUUAUGAAAACACAAGAUGGGCACUGGUUAAUACUGUCGAAGCAAAGUGAGUGCCUGUUGGCUGCUUGCUUGCUUCCUUGCUUAUGAUCAGUAUGUGGAGUUGGGCAACAUGAUGCCGCAUAGACAACUACUGUAUAACCUUGUAGAGUGCUACCAGCAUCUGGGUGGGGAGCCGUUACUUGUAAUGGUGAGUGAUUAUGCCAUGAAUAGGUGAAGAUAAGGAGAUCCUGGUAGAGCAGGCCAGUGACCCACCAAGCCCAGCAUCUUCUCACAGUGGUCAGCCAGAUGCUUAUGGGAAUCCCCAAAGCAGCAACCAAAUGCAAUAGCACCCUACCCACUUGUGAUUCCCAGCAGCUGGCAUUCAGAGACAUACUUCCUCCCAACAAAGGAGGUAAACGUGAUCCUCCACAUGUUUGUUUUUAGACUCCCAACUCCCAUCAGUUCCAGCCAGCAUAGCUAGUGGCCAGGCAUGAUGGGAGGUGGUAGACCAGCAACACCUGGAGGCUCACAAGUCCCCUAUCCCUCAGUUCAGCCAAGCUUACCAUGCCUUCACUACCACAUGGAAGAAAGGGUAGCAUGGACAGAGUAAGUCUGGGUUCGUCACUGUCAAACACUGCCGCCCUACACACCUGCAGGUAGUUGUGUGUAAAAUAGCUGUGUGAUGUGAUGACUUCCAGUCCAUACAGUGUUACCAGGUUAAAACAUAAACUACGACUAUGGAAGGGAAAGUAGAAUUUGCACAGUUCUUGCUAAGCAUUUGCAUUAGUGAUGCAAUGAGACACAGCACACAUUGUUUGGGCUCUUGUCUAGUUGUCAUUGCAUGUUGUAUAAUUUGAUUUGAACAUAGCUGUUGGACACGAACAAUUGUGGAACAGACUUCUGAUUUUACAUCCCUCCUGCUUUAUUCAGCCUUCAUGGUUUCAUGGCAAAAGUCAUCCCUCUUGCACAAUCCCACUUCUCUCUUUUCCUUCCAAUAACACCUUGUACCUUGAAUACUUCAAGAGCACAUUUUACCUGCAUAGAGCCUUCAACUCCCACAGAACCCCAGUGCAUUGCAGGGGAUAAUGGGACAUAUUCUGCAUUGGCCUUCCCCAACCUGGUGUUCUCCAGAUGUUUUAGACCAGGGGUAGUCAACCUUUUUAUACCUACUGCCCACUAAUGCAUCUUUCUUGAUGGUAAAAUUUCCUUACUGCCCACCAGUGCCCGAUGGAAGGAUUCAGCUUGUGCCACAGAACCCCCUACCACCCACCUAGAAUCCUGAAACGCCCAGUAGUGGGCAGUAGGGACCAGGUUGGCAACCCCGGUUUUAGACUGUAAUUCUCACCAGCACCCCCACCCCACCCCCUAUCUUGGCUUGAGCUGAUGGGAGUAGAAGUUCAAAGCAUUUAGAAGGCAAAUGUUUUGGGAAGGCUGUUCUACCAUCAAGUAGAGCUCUUGAUCAAGCUUAUUGAUGACCCUUGUGACCCUAGAGCAGGCACCCCCAAACUUCGACCCUCCAGAUGUUUUGGACUACAAUUCCCAUCAUCCCUGACCACUGGUCCUGUUAGCUAGGGAUCAUGGAAGUUGUAGGCAAACACAUCUGGAGGGCGCUAGUUUGGGGGUGACUGCCCUAGAACGUGACAUAGAACACACCUGCUUCUUCUCUGUGGAUCAGCAGGAGGCUGAAAUGCUUCUGAAUGAUCCACAGGACUCCAUGUCAUCCAACAUUUCUCUAAUGAAAAUAAGGACAUCCUAAGGAAAAGUACUUUCCUGGAAAAUAGGGACACUUGGAAGGUCUGCAAUCAUGGGAGUUGUAGUCCAGCAACACCUGCAGGCAAUACAUGUUCUCACCCUGUUCUAGCUGAGGAACACCCCCCCC